AUGGAAUUUCUGUCCUCCAUAUUCAAAACACUCGCCCUAAACAUGGUCAACCCGCCGAGUGCGGAUGACUCCGCGCCCAAAGAGCAAGAUGUAAUCGAUCGUACCGCAAACCCUUACCAACCUACCGCCAUGGAGGUAAUCUUCGUGAGGGCGAUGCUGGAAAGGGCUCUUCAACUGCCACCUGAGAUUAUUAACAGUGUCAUCGAUCAUGCCGAGUACUGGCCCCAUGCAUCGACCCUCAUCGACUACAGUAGUUGGCCCCAAACAGAAAGGGUUGUCCACGCGGGAGACCCCAACUCGGAGAACGUCUUCUUGCUGCGCACGCUUCCCCUUGGUUUCGUCAAGCCGCCUUCUUCGUUCUUCAAACAUGACCGCAACCGCGAAGCCCCGCUUGAGCCCAUUCCUCGCGAGCCCAAAGAGUUCCCCGUCGACGCUUAUCAGUCCCGCAUAUCCCCCACCCUCAGCCACCCAUGCCGCAAAAUCAAGUUCACCAUCGUCUCCCACGACCAAGGCUGGGGCGGGCAAGGCCACCGCCGGACCUACAAUCAGUCUUACACCUGGUUCGAUGUCGGCCUCGAAAGGUGUCUCCAAACCAAGGACGGCAUUGACCAGCCGACAUUUGAUCCGCAGACUCUCUCCACUCUUAUUCCCAGAGUGCACGAGGUUGAUCCCGAGGCUGAGGGCGAUCGCCAUCUGCAGGGACCGCACACUUUCGACUUUCCGCUCAUUGCUGAGCCAGAUACUAUGAUCCAGUGCAACGAGGUGGCUAAUUCAACAUACCACCAAUACGAGGUAGAGUGGAAGUGGACCGACGACACGUCGAGCGCUGAUUUUUUCGACACCGGCCAUGGUUGUGAGGAGGGCAUGCUGGAAAACCCCUUGCCCAAAAUCGGCCGCGGCCAGGCCACCGGCGACGGAAAGUUCGUACGGGAUUUGAAGCUCGGUGAUGUGGUCACUGUCUGGGCCAAGGCGAGGUUCCCAGGUUGGGCCAACCAUAUCAAGCGCAUCCAGGUGGAUGUUUACUGGGUCGUUUGA
Sordaria macrospora k-hell is the source of this 1035-nucleotide messenger RNA. RefSeq lists its product as uncharacterized. Lineage: Eukaryota; Fungi; Ascomycota; Sordariomycetes; Sordariales; Sordariaceae. The record is from RefSeq and is a predicted model, not a curated record.